AUGGUAACUGAGGACCACCUCAACAGCCCAUGCUGGAUCUGGAUCGAAUGUGCUCGGCAUAAAAAACGCGUCAAAGGACAGAGGGCCCUGCAUCCACAUCUCGUCAGUCCACAGACCUUUCGUUCUCUAGUUCCUCCCCAUGUAUCCACAAUCGACUUCCCAGUCUACAAACGAAGAAACGUCCGCAACGCGAAAUCCGAAGGCCUGCCAAAAAUGCCGGGCUCGAAAGAUCAAAGUUGUGUCCCAACUGAUGAGUGCCGGGCUCGGCCAUGUGAAAGGUGUACCAGGAUGGAACUCGAAUGUCGGUUCGAAUCGAUCCAGGGGAAUGUCUCCGCCCGCCAAACAGUCCCGGAUGGCAAGAACACGAUCCAGUUCGAUACUCCGGCGCCGCCGAGGGGCGAAUCAAACGUUGCUUCAACGCGACCGCCGGGGAGAUCGAGGAGGACAGAGCAGCGCGAUGUACAUAACCAACCCGGAUCGUAUGCCGACGCGAAUCCGCAUGGGGUGUACAGCGCACAACACGCCGCCUACAACGGACGGGCGGGACCAUCUGGGCCGACGGCCGACCUCACACAGCGCCGCUGGCCCGCGCAGGGCUACACAAACCCUCAGGCUGCGCAAUAUCCUGUGUACGCAGAGCACGUUGGACAGGACCAUUACACGCAAAUUGGCUAUCCCGCGCCACAUCAAUAUGGACCGUCGGGCCAGGGUUAUCAUGAUGGUCAUGUGGAAUACUCGACUUCCGCUUCGUACUGGCAGCCUUCUCAGGGACAGCAGCAGCAGCAUCAGCGACAUAAUGGUGGCGAUGGCGCCUACCCAUACCAACAAUGA
This is a messenger RNA of Mycena citricolor, 831 nucleotides long. The record is from the annotation of a GenBank genome assembly. NCBI's taxonomy places the organism in Eukaryota, Fungi, Basidiomycota, Agaricomycetes, Agaricales, Mycenaceae.